CCACUUAUCCACACUUCCAUAAUCUAUUCCACCCACAGAAAUGUCGAAGACUGUUCUGAUCACUGGCGCUAACAGGGGUAUCGGCCGCGCGCUCACCAAGUUCUAUCUCGGGAAGGGCUGGCGCGUCGUAGCAGCCGCUCGCGAUCCCACCAAGAUUCCCCAAGAGGACAAUGCAGUCAUCGUCAAGAUCGACUCGGACUCCCUCACCGACGCGAAAGAGGCGGUGGAAGAGCUCAAGAGCAAACACGGCAUCACCCACCUCGACGUCGUCAUCGCCAACGCCGCUUCCGCCCCCAGCCCGGGGCCUCUCGUUAGCGCUUCCAUCUCUGAGCUGUCUGCUGGCUUGGUCACAAACGUCAGCGGUCCUCUCGCUCUUUACCAGGCGACAAGGCCUCUUUUGAGCGAUGAAGGCGCCUUUGUGGGAAUCACCUCUACGGUGGGAUGUGUCACUGGGGCCUGGGCGCCUUACCUUGGGGCUUAUGGAGCUACGAAAGCCUCUCUCAACUUCAUCAUCAAAGGAAUCCAUAUCGAAGAGUCAAAGCUCAAGGCUUUCGCUAUCAAUCCUGGAUGGGUCGACACCGAUAUGGGCAACGCGGGGGCGGCCUUGGCCGGGCUUGAUGCGCCCCCUGAUAAGUUGGUUGACACCGUCCCUGGCAUCUACAAGGUGAUCGAUGAGGCAACGAAGGAAAAGACUUCUGGGCUUUUGUGGAACCACGACGGUGCUAAGGUCCCCUUCUGAUUUUGCCUCCUUCUGCAUGCUACGGUCAUGACAAUACAUGAUAGACAAAGCAUGAGUGCGAAAUGACAUCCUUAUCCUUCAGUGCGCGAGCCGUCCAUUUUGGGUAUUACCUAGACCACUGCCUUGUGCAAGGCCUUUCGUACAUCUUCAAAUACCUUUCCGCGAUUGUUCUGUGCACAUACUCGAUCAGCCUAAACUUCCACAUCAAGACUAUGGUAGGCAGGAAGGCAAAUCAGAAAAAGGAGGAU
Messenger RNA from Cryptococcus amylolentus CBS 6039, 987 nucleotides. RefSeq lists its product as hypothetical. The record is from RefSeq and is a predicted model, not a curated record. Bases 41 to 739 code for a protein of 232 amino acids. NCBI's taxonomy places the organism in Eukaryota, Fungi, Basidiomycota, Tremellomycetes, Tremellales, Cryptococcaceae. The transcript has 7 exons.